Pangasianodon hypophthalmus (striped catfish) is the source of this 550-nucleotide messenger RNA. RefSeq names its product ATP synthase peripheral stalk subunit F6 (gene atp5pf). Bases 146 to 469 code for a protein of 107 amino acids. The record is from RefSeq and is a predicted model, not a curated record. Lineage: Eukaryota; Metazoa; Chordata; Actinopteri; Siluriformes; Pangasiidae. Gene Ontology annotation, biological process: proton motive force-driven ATP synthesis. Gene Ontology annotation, molecular function: proton transmembrane transporter activity. The transcript has 4 exons.
GUCGUCUCUUAACCGUAAGUGAGAUUUAUUAAAUACGGGUAGGGAAAAAAUACCAAGCAGAAGGAGAAGAAGAAAAAUACCCACAAUACUCUGCGUCGGUGAGGCGGCCAUUGCCUGUGAACGGAAGCAACUUGCAAGAGACAGCAUGGCACUCCGUCGGCUCUUUCAGCUCUCCUCAGUCUUCCGCUCGGCUGUGAGUGUGACUCUGCGCAGGAACAUCGGCAUCUCUGCUGUCCUUUUUAACAGGGCUAAAGAUCUGGACCCUGUACAGAAACUCUUUCUGGACAAAAUCCGCGAGUACAACGUCAAGAGCAAGAGCGCAGCCGGAGUGGUUGAUGCUGGCCCCAGCUACCAGAAGAACAUGACAGAAGAGAUUAACAAACUGCAAAGGUUAUAUGGAGGAGGUGACCUGACUAAAUUCCCCGAAUUCAAAUUCACAGAGCCCAAGCUGGAGGAGGUGGCCAAGUGAGCAUCCCUCUGCUCAAAACUGCUUAUGUCUGUCAUUCUGAGUGAUGAAAAUAAUUAUUUAAUAAAGCCCUUGGUUGAAAAA